UAUAUAUUGAUCAUAUUUUAGAAACAAAAACACAGCAAGAUAAAGAUACAUAAUUAAAGAUGAUUCAAUUAUUUCAAGGAAGUAUUGUGAAGAUAAUAUUCAUAUUCUCCUUGUUUGUUAUUAUGCCAGUAAGUUGGGCAAUUGAUAAUAAUAAUCCGUUAGUAGAACUUUCAAGCAGAGAAGAAUUGGCAAAGAUGGCUGGCUAUGGAGAAGAAAAGCUUUCUACUGUUAUCCUCCAUGGUACUCUUCUUUGUGGUGAUCACACACCACAUCCAGUUCCAGGUGCAUCAAUGGCGGUGUUUUGCGGAACUAUUGGGCCGGGGAAAGUAAGGAGAUCAUCAUGGGCCCAAAAUAUAACAGAUGAAAAUGGAGAGUUCAUAAUAGAUGUCCCUUCUCAUCUCCAUGCUAAUAUUCAUGAUCCAAACCUAUGCCAUUUUCAAAUCCUUCAUCUCCCAAAGGAGUACUCCCUUUGUGAUCAUCAUUCUUUUACAAAAAAGAAACACUACACACUAACAUCAUCCAAUAUUGGAUCAGAUGGCAUCCGCAUUUACACCACUCCAACGAUUCACCUAACCCUUAAAGCUAGCUCAUAAAUAUAAUUCACGCCAAGAAGAAGAGAUACAUCCGGACACAAUUCCUUGAGAUGGCGCUUUAGUCACACGCAUUGAGUUGUGACGCUCAUGAUGUUAAACAUUUAUCAUGUACAAUUUUGUAUAGCUUUUAAGUGUUGUACGUGAAAAGAGUAUUGUAGUGUGUAAGUUGUGUGAGAAAUCUUCAGUGUAACUCCAUGAGUGAUACCUUGAAAUAUGUAAAAACCCUUUUUCAACAACUGAUCAAUGAUAUGCGUAUGAUCGAUGUUCACGAA
Molecule: messenger RNA, 865 nt
Organism: Lycium barbarum (goji berry)
Lineage: Eukaryota; Viridiplantae; Streptophyta; Magnoliopsida; Solanales; Solanaceae
Exons: 2
Coding region: 60-593 (177 amino acids)
Source: RefSeq, a predicted model, not a curated record